CACAGCAAUGCAGUCAGUUCAAAGGGAGAAGUCGCAAGUCCUAUAUACUACUGGGUAGCCGCCGGGAAAGGGAUAACCUUUACGGAGCGCACUUAGUUCAGGUAUGCUAAGUCUAAUCAAACUGGGCCGUCAUUGCUGGGCACCUCUUUCAAGGUUGGAACCCGUCCUCCGCUCGCUGAACGUGAGUUGUUCGCGAAACAUCACAACAGCCGCCCGCCCGUCCAAGAAGGUAAUUAUGAUAUGAGACUACUCAUGAUCAUAAGAUCCUAUGAGGCUCCUCCUUUCAUACUACGGGGGUACACUAGCGACGACAAUACCCAGCCGGUGUCUUUCCGGACUUUCCCUAUGGCUCCCUAUCGAUAGUGCCAAGAUGGACUUGGCAUAUUCAGGGAGAAGAAUACCAUUUUCCUCUGUGCUUUUCCUUUCUGUUUCCCUGCCUGCUGCAUCUGAGGUCCCUACCCGAUGUACGUUGCUGCAUUCUGUUACGAAUUAUCUAUCUCUGGUCCUCAAAUGCAAGACCUACUGCUUUGAGCUCCACCAUUUGCCAGGAGAUCACUGCCAGUUUACCCCGUACGCCCGAUCUAUUGGAUGAUCAUCCCUUGACGGUGGUAUCACUGUCAAUCGCGCGGGUAGACGGACUGAUAGGUACCUGUGUAUGCUGUUUCACCUUUUGGGGGGCGGGGGGAGAAUCAUUAGGUCGUCGCACAGGCAAGGCAGAAAAGGGGAGGGCGAAUAACGGGAAGAACGAAC
Molecule: messenger RNA, 750 nt
Organism: Aspergillus heteromorphus CBS 117.55
Lineage: Eukaryota; Fungi; Ascomycota; Eurotiomycetes; Eurotiales; Aspergillaceae
Exons: 1
Coding region: 371-592 (73 amino acids)
Source: RefSeq, a predicted model, not a curated record